UCAUAUACUGACCAGUCGGUACAUUGUUUACCAAACAGUUAUCAACAGAGGAUAAUGGCUUUACUAUUAGAGUUGAUGCUGAUUUUCGUAUCGGUGCAUUUGUGUAGCUCAUUUUUCCUUGUAUGUCCAAAACAUACACAAUGUCCAAACCUACCCACUGGUUGUUUAUGUCGCGAAUCAUGCCCAAGGUUUAAUUUUGAGAUCAACUGUCGUCAAGCGAAUUUUGGUUCAUCUUUACCAAGAGACACAUUUAUGGGUGUCAAAUCAAUAAACAGUGGCCUCCCUAUAGAGUUAUAUCUCCCAGAUAAUUUAGCAGACAUAAAUAUUGAUGCAUUCAAUGGUAUAGAAGCUAAGAUCCAGUCAUUGAAUUUACGAAACAGCACCUUCGUCCGUAUACCCGCUGCUUUUGGCAAACUUCAUAAUCUGAAGGCAUUGUAUUUAUCUGGUAACCAUAUACAGACAUUGACAUAUUCGGACUUCAACGCCUUCGCAAACAACCUUUAUACACUGUCAAUUAGUUUGAAAUAUAUGUCGGCGUAUCCACAGUUUAUUGAUACACUUCCUGUCUUGUGGCAGCUAACGCUCAAAGACAUUCCAUUCGAAAUGAACGACAUGUCCAUUUUCAGUGGCAACAGCGUUAUAUCAACACUUACGAUAACGUAUUCACCUACCUACCGUGGACCAAUUAUACCGCCAAGUAUUGUCAAUCUUUCUGGACUGAGAUCAGUUUAUUUCUAUGGCAGUCAAAUACCAUGUGAUUGUUCCCUAAAAUACUUGCAACAUUGGGAUGUAUCGAAAGUUGGCAUUAUUUCACCAUGUACGACGGGUAUAUAUGAAGUCCUUGAAUACAUAAAGGGGGAUCUUCAACGAUGUUAGAUGGUUCUGCUUACUUUUCCCUAAAUAAGACCAUUUCUUAAUACCCGAUGUACAUGUACUCGUCUUAAUGACGUAAAAAAUGAA
Ruditapes philippinarum (Manila clam) is the source of this 960-nucleotide messenger RNA. RefSeq lists its product as uncharacterized. The transcript has 2 exons. Gene Ontology annotation, molecular function: protein binding. The record is from RefSeq and is a predicted model, not a curated record. Bases 55 to 876 code for a protein of 273 amino acids. Lineage: Eukaryota; Metazoa; Mollusca; Bivalvia; Venerida; Veneridae. Gene Ontology annotation, cellular component: extracellular matrix.